AUGCUUCAGCUCAUCAACAACCAAGACAGCGACUUCCCGGGCCUGUUCGACCCACCCUAUGCUGGCGGUGGGGCAGGGGGCACAGACCCUGCCAGUCCUGAUGCCAGCUCCCCGGGCAGCUUGUCUCCAUCUCCUGCCACCAUGAGCUCCCCACUCGAAGGCUUCCUGGGGGGACCCAAGGCGACCCCUCCACCCUUGUCCCCUCCCCAGCCUGCACCCACCUCAUUGAAGAUGUACCCGUCUGUGCCUGCCUUCUCCCCUGGGCCUGGUAUCAAGGAGGAGCCAUUGCCGCUGACUAUCCUGCAGCCCCCAACCCCGCAGCCCCUGCCGGGGUCCCUCUUGCCCCAGAGCUUUCCGGCCCCAGCCCCACCGCAGUUCAGCUCUGCCCCUGUGUUGGGCUAUCCCAGCCCCACUGGAGGCUUCUCCACAGGGACCCCUCCAGGGAACACCCCGCAGCCGCUGCCUGGCCUGCCACUGGCUUCCCUGCCAGGGGUCCCGCCCGUCUCCUUGUACACCCAGGUUCAGAAUGCGGCCCCCCAGCAGCUGUUGACAGCCACGGCCACCCCCACAGCAGCCCCUGGAACAACCACCGUGACCUCGCAGAUCCAGCAGGUCCCGGUCCUGCUGCAGCCCCACUUCAUCAAGGCGGACUCUCUGCUUCUGACGACCAUGAAAACAGACGUGGCGGCCACCGUGAAGACGGCGGGUAUCAGCUCCCUGGCCCCUGGCGCGGCUGUACAGACAGGGCCCUUGCAGACCCUGGUGAGCGGAGGAACCAUCCUGGCCACAGUGCCGCUGGUAGUGGACGCCGAGAAGCUGCCCAUCAACCGGCUGGCAGCCGGCGGCAAGGCCCCGGGCUCGGCCCAGAGCCGUGGCGAGAAGCGCACAGCCCACAACGCGAUUGAGAAACGCUACCGCUCCUCCAUCAACGACAAAAUCGUCGAGCUCAAGGACCUGGUGGUGGGCACUGAGGCGAAGCUGAAUAAGUCUGCUGUCUUGCGCAAGGCCAUCGAUUAUAUCCGCUUCCUGCAACAGAGCAACCAGAAGCUCAAGCAGGAGAACCUGAGUCUCCGCACGGCUGCCCACAAAAGCAAAUCUCUGAAGGACCUGGUAUCAGCCUGUGGCAGUGGAGGAAACACAGACGUGCCCAUGGAGGGCAUGAAGCCCGAGGUUGUGGACACGCUGAGCCCGCCACCCUCCGACGCCGGCUCGCCCUCUCAGAGCAGCCCCUUGUCCCUUGGCGGCAGGAGUAGUGGCAGUGGUGGCAGUGGCAGUGACUCAGAGCCCGACAGCCCAGUCUUUGAGGACAGCCAGGUGAAGCCGGAGCAGCUGCUGUCCCCUCACGGCCGGGGCAUGCUGGACCGUUCCCGCCUGGCCUUGUGCACACUCGUCUUCCUCUGUCUCUCCUGUAACCCCUUGGCCUCCCUGCUGGCCAGCCGGGGUCUCCCCACCCCCUCGGAUGCCAGCAGCACCUACUACCAUCCUGGGCGCAGCGUGCUGGGCACUGAGGGCAGAGAUGGCCCUGGCUGGGCCCCCUGGCUGCUGCCCCCACUGGUCUGGCUGACCAAUGGGUUGCUGGUGCUGGUCUUCUUGGCGCUCCUCUUUGUCUACGGCGAGCCGGUCACACGGCCCCACUCAGGCCCCGCCGUGCACUUCUGGAGGCAUCGCAAGCAGGCUGACCUGGAUCUGGCCCGGGGGGACUUUGCCCAGGCCGCCCAGCAGCUGUGGCUGGCCCUGCGGGCGCUGGGCCGGCCACUGCCCACCUCCCACCUGGACCUGGCCUGUAGCCUGCUCUGGAACCUCAUCCGCCACCUGCUGCAACGGCUGUGGGUGGGCCGUUGGCUGGCAGGCCGGGCAGGGGGCCUUCAGAGGGACUGCGCCCUGCAGGCGGAUGCCCGCACCAGCGCCCGAGACGCAGCGCUCGCCUACCACAAGCUGCACCAGCUGCACACCAUGGGGAAGUACACGGGCGGGCACCUGGCUGCCGUCAACCUGGCACUGAGUGCCCUGAACCUGGCGGAAUGCGCGGGGGAUGCCGUAUCCCUGGCCACACUGGCUGAGAUCUAUGUGGCCGUCGCGCUGAGGGUCAAGACCAGUCUCCCGAGGGCCUUGCAUUUUCUGACACGCUUCUUCCUGAGUAGUGCCCGCCAGGCCUGCCUGGCCCAGAGUGGCUCGGUGCCUCUUGCCAUGCAGUGGCUGUGCCACCCUGUGGGCCACCGUUUCUUCGUGGAUGGGGACUGGGCCGUGUGCAGUGCCCCGAGGGAGAGUCUGUACAGCUUGGCCGGCAACCCAGUGGACCCCUUGGCCCAGGUGACUCAGCUCUUCCGCGAACACCUCUUGGAGCGAGCACUGAAUUGUAUGGCUCAACCCAGUCCCAGCCCUGGAUCAGCUGAUGGGGACAGGGAAUUCUCAGACGCCCUUGGGUACCUGCAGCUGCUGAACAGCUGUUCUGAUGCUGCCGGGGCCCCAGCCUGCAGCUUCUCCAUCAGCUCCAGCAUGGCCACCGCCACCGGCACAGACCCCGUGGCCAAGUGGUGGGCCUCACUGACGGCCGUGGUGACCCACUGGCUGAGGCGCGACGAGGAGGCGGCCGAGCGGCUGUACCCGCUGGUGGAACACCUGCCCCGCGCCCUGCAGGAGUCCGAGAGACCCCUGCCCAGGGCGGCUCUGCACUCCUUCAAGGCUGCCCGGGCCGUCCUGGGCCGCAGGAAGGCAGAGUCUGGUCCGGCCAGCCUGGCCAUCUGUGAGAAGGCCAGCGGGUACCUGCAGGACAGCCUGGCCACCACACCAGCUGGCGGCUCCAUUGACAAGGCCAUGCAGCUGCUCCUGUGUGACUUGCUCCUUUGCCUCCUUGAUCCUCCUGAGGAUUCAGGUCAGCAGGUUUGCACGACCUCGGCCGGUCAUGGAUGCAACGGGGACAGACUGUCCUUUGUGCACUCGGGGCUGCCUGGGGGUGCAAAUGUGUGCUGGCUCUUCCUGGAAGAGGAUGGGCCCAUGGCUGCAGCCCCAGCAUACCUGGGCAUGGGCCCUCGAGACAGACCAGGAAACUGA
Messenger RNA from Puma concolor (puma), 3051 nucleotides. Lineage: Eukaryota; Metazoa; Chordata; Mammalia; Carnivora; Felidae. The record is from RefSeq and is a predicted model, not a curated record.